GGUAGGCUGGGGAGGGAACCCGUUGGUGGCAGAGUCAUGGCGCGUCUGCUGAGAGCGCUGCGGGGUCUGCCUUGGCUGGAGGCGCCUGGGCGAGCUCGGGGUUGCGCGGGAUCGGGACGCGGGGACACAGGGUCUCUUACCAAGUCCAAGCUCUCUCUAAGCAAGGCAGACUGGCAGAAGAAACUGACCCCUGAGCAAUUCUACGUCACCAGAGAGAAAGGAACUGAAGCGCCUUUCAGUGGGAUGUAUUUGAAAAACACGGAGACAGGGAUGUACCAUUGCGUGUGCUGUGAUAGCCCACUCUUCAGUUCUGAGAAGAAGUACUGUUCUGGCACCGGUUGGCCUUCGUUUUCUGAGGCUCACGGCACCAAAGGCUCAGAUGAAAGUCACACAGGGAUCCUGAGGCGCCUGGACACUUCCUUAGGAUCUCCUCGCAUGGAGGUGGUCUGCAAACAGUGUGAAGCUCACCUUGGCCAUGUGUUUCCUGAUGGACCCGAUCCCACUGGACAAAGGUUUUGCAUCAACAGCGUGGCCCUGAAGUUCAAACCAAGCAAGCCCUGACUGUCUGCAGGGGCCUGUGCUUUGCCCUUGCUUGUGGAGCCGCGGUUCUGUAAUUCUGUUGAAUGCCUUGCUUUAGUUGCUGAAAGUUUAGGUGAAGGUUGUUCCUGGCCACAGGGGAGUCACAGCUUCUUAGUCACCUGACUUCCACUUGGGCUGUGGGAUUUCAGACUCUGGGUGAGAACACAGGGCGGGACCCAGGCAGGAUUUCCACAGGUUCAUGGGCUGAUGAGGGUUCCCAAAGCUGCUGAAGGGAACCUGAGUUGGCCAUCUCCGUUCAUUCCUUCAUGGGCGUAUACAGAUGAGGGCCCAAGGGGGAGAGAAAGGAACAGAUGGGCUGGACCAGAUGAGAGAUCCCAGUGUUGGAGAGGAGGAUGGGAGUGGCCGAGCAUGGGAACACAUUCAGGGAUGGAUGAGUCUGUGGUUUCUUAUCCAAAACUCCACUGACUCAACCUUAAAACUCACAAGUGGGAUCCAUGCGGACUGAGUCAAUCUGAGUGACUGUGAAUAAUGAAUGCUCUCCCUCAACUCUUUGUCACAACACUAAACUUCAAAAUACUCAAAUAAAAUAUUGAGGUCAAUGUUUA
This is a messenger RNA of Rattus rattus (black rat), 1145 nucleotides long. RefSeq names its product methionine sulfoxide reductase B2 (gene Msrb2). Gene Ontology annotation, cellular component: cytoplasm. Bases 37 to 561 code for a protein of 174 amino acids. Lineage: Eukaryota; Metazoa; Chordata; Mammalia; Rodentia; Muridae. The record is from RefSeq and is a predicted model, not a curated record. Gene Ontology annotation, biological process: response to oxidative stress; protein repair. Gene Ontology annotation, molecular function: peptide-methionine (R)-S-oxide reductase activity. The transcript has 5 exons.